Messenger RNA from Sceloporus undulatus (fence lizard), 5225 nucleotides. Its product is annotated as myotubularin-related protein 8-like. Gene Ontology annotation, cellular component: nuclear envelope. Lineage: Eukaryota; Metazoa; Chordata; Lepidosauria; Squamata; Phrynosomatidae. Gene Ontology annotation, biological process: negative regulation of autophagy; intracellular signal transduction; dephosphorylation. The coding region runs from base 448 to 2010 and encodes 520 amino acids. The transcript has 12 exons. Gene Ontology annotation, molecular function: protein binding; phosphatidylinositol-3,5-bisphosphate phosphatase activity. The record is from RefSeq and is a predicted model, not a curated record.
UUAAAGUGGAAUAACAGCACUGUAACAGUAUAGCGUGAUGCUAUCCUAAGUCCAGCAGAGUCCAUAGUAAUGGUAGUUGGAACUUAGAAGGAGGGCCUUUCAUGAACUGCUGUGGCCCAGGCAUGAUGGAACUGUGCCUGGCUGCUCUUCUCUCCCUGGAAAGCCAGAGCAGUGGCAUCUGGAAUAAAAGGAAGGCCUCUCACUAUGCGCUGAGCCCUGGGCAUGAUGCUUGGAUGCUUCUUUCUCCCACAGAAACCACAGCCCUGGCAGUUGGAUCGUGGCCUCUCAGCAGCUGCAGGGGCCAAGGCCCCUUCAGAGGCCAAAGCAAACAAGAGUCCACAUACGAAGAACAAAUUGUUAAAAGACAAGUUGUUAGAAUGCCUAUACAUUAGGAUCAAAUAGAAAUUGAAACCUGAGGAGCUUUAUGCAUUCUCUUACAAUCCCAAAAUGCCCAAAGACAAUCGGGAAGCAGGCUGGAACUUGAUAGAUGUCAAAGUCGAUUACCAGAGGAUGGGAAUCCCCAAUGAUUACUGGGAAAUUACUGAUUUCAACAAGGAGUACGAGGUCUGCAACACAUACUCCCCGGAACUAGUGGUGCCUAAAGCCGCUACCAGGGCGAUGGUGCUGGGAAGUUCAAAGUUUCGAAGCCGAGGUCGGAUACCAGUGCUUUCCUACUUCUACAAAGAGAAUAAUGCUGCCAUCUGCCGAUGUAGCCAGCCCUUGUCGGGGUUUAAUGCUCGCUGCCUGGAGGAUGAACAGCUGCUGCAGGCCAUUAGGGAAGCCAACCCUGGAAGCCCGUUCAUGUAUGUUGUAGACACGAGGCCAAAGUUAAAUGCCAUGGCCAACCGAGCUGCUGGGAAGGGCUAUGAGAAUGUUGACAACUAUGACAACAUCCGUUUCAAAUUCAUUGGUAUUGAAAACAUCCAUGUAAUGAGGAGCAGCCUGCAGAAGCUUUUAGAAGUGUGUGAAACAAAAUCUCCUUCAAUGAGUGACUUUCUGACGGGCCUGGAGAACUCUGGCUGGUUACGGCACAUUAAAGCUGUGAUGGAUGCCGGGGUCUUUCUUGCAAAGGCUGUGAAAGGUGAGAAGGCCAGUGUCUUAGUUCACUGCUCAGAUGGCUGGGACCGCACAGCCCAAGUGUGCUCAGUAGCUUGCCUCCUUCUGGAUCCCUUUUAUCGGACAUUUAAAGGAUUCAUGGUCCUGAUAGAAAAGGAGUGGAUUGCGAUGGGCCACAAAUUCGCACACAGGUGUGGCCAUCUGGAAGGCGACCCCAAGGAAGUCUCUCCUGUCUUCACCCAGUUCAUCGAAUGCACCUGGCAGCUCAUGCAACAGUUCCCUUGCGCCUUCGCUUUUAAUGAGCGGUUUCUUCUUGAAAUUCAUGAUCACAUCUAUUCCUGCCAGUUUGGCAAUUUUCUGGGCACUUGCCAUAAGGAGCGGGAAGAUUUGCAAAUCUUUGAGAAGACGCAUUCCCUGUGGCCGUUCCUUCUUCAGAAGAAGCAAGAGUUCAGAAAUCCACUCUAUAAGGGAUUCACAGCUUACCAGGAACUGUGGCCGAACACUUUCCCAUACAGUUUCCAGUUCUGGUGUGGCAUGUACAACCGGUUUGACAAAGGGAUGCACCCAAAGCAGUGCGUGUUGGAUCACCUCCUUGGCUGCAUCAGCCAGAAAUUGGAGUUGGAAGAUGCUGCAACUGAUCUGGAGAACAAACUGCCUCUCUCUGAUGGCUUGCCCCUGCCAGAGGAGAUUGCCAUCUUGUCCAAACUGACAACUGCUUCAACCAGCUGUUCAAAAUCCCCAAUGCUCAACACUCCCCAGGACUAUGAAGGUGAGGAGGUUCCUGCGCUCCUGGCCAAUGGCAGCAUAGCAGGGAAAGAAAGUGAGGGAUCUGACCAUCCAUUGAAGAGCAAGGAGAGCCUCGUGAAUCCCCUCGACAUUCCAGAAGGCGAUGGCGUCACUACCAAUGGGACUGCGCAGCUUGACGCUCAAGGGCAAAAUCUCCAGAACCAUUGAGCUGAGUUGCGCAUCUUGUGUCUGUUACAGGGAGCAGCUGUAAAGCAUGCAAGAGCUGUGGCCUGGCGCCAAGGGAGCCACUUCUGUGGCUAAGUGUUGUGUUCUGUGUUUUGAAAGUGGGCAAGGGAGUGGGGUCCAGAUUGUAGGCCCUUUGAGAGCAGCCGGGUGUGGGGCUGGAAAUAACUGCCCAAAUAGCCAUAGUUAAUGCCAGGCUUCUCCUACCAUCAACGCAUGGCUCCUGUGGCUAAUGUCUGAGGCUAGAUGGCCCUCUUUUAACAUGGAGAAUUUUUAAAGAAAGCCACACAGACCCAGGACCUGAUCUGUGGAGUCAAAAGCAGAGUGAGCUGGUGGUACUGAAAGGUGCCAAUGUCAGUCCAUUUGAAAGAAGCCUUUUGGGGCUGGCUCGCGACACCUUGCAUGGGAAUUUCACAUUUUGUUGGCCCUCUGCUUAUUUUUAUUUUUAAAAUGGUAAGUAGCUGUGCCUUUUAAUUAGAUCCUUUUAAAAACAGAUUUAGCAUUCUGUCCGACUGUUGGCAAUGUGAUUUGUGGCUGUAAUGUGCAAGACUGCCAUCUUUUGGAUCCAUUUCUGCCUUUUUUUUUAAAUGUUCGGAACCUGUCAUUGCCGUCUUGCCGAUAGUUAGCUCUUCAUCAGUGUUAAUGGCAAUGAAUGGUCUUGUGGCACAUAGGCGAUGCAACAAUAGAGAUAAAGGUGGCCAGUGGGCCUUAAAGCACUAAUCCCAGGCCAUCUUGACCGCUUGUUAACAUCUCCUUGUGCUUUUACUAAUUUCGUACACUGGUCAAGUUACCUGAGCAAUUUUUGCCCCAGAACCUCCCCACGUGUCCCAGGUCUACUGGAAGUGACUUUCCCAACCUUGGCAACUGGGACUGCCUAGUGUUAACCACAAAGCUCCUCUGGGAAUGAAGGUCAGGAAAUAGUGGUUCCUAGACUCUGGUCCUCCAGGUGUUUUGGACUUCAGCUCCCAGAAGUCCUAGACAGCUUGCACAGCAGUUAGGAAUUCAGGGAGCUGACAUCCAAAGUGUCUGGAGGACCAAAGUGCUGCAUGUCCAAUUUCCAAUGUCUUGAUGGUAAAAGGUGUGGCAUUUAAGGGUGCUACUUUAUCCAUAAUAUGAACACACUUCUUCUGAGGAAAUGGAUGCCCCUGGAGAUAAAAUAUUCCCCUAUUCUUAGGAGUCCUUGAAAUGAAGGGUCCAUGGAGGUAGACUUCUUCAGAAGUCUGUACUCUGCUGCUGAAAAUGAUGAUUGGUGCUACCUUAGGACUGCCACACUAGAACUGUGGUUCUCAAAGUUUUGGUUCUCCAGGUUUUGGGGACUUCAAUUCCCAAAAGCCCCAGCCCUCCUGGUCAAGUCAGGGAUUCUGGGAGCCAACGUCCAAAAGUCCUGGAAGAUCAAAGAUUAAGAACCACGACUGUGCUGCAUUUCUAAUUGGCCUGAGGAUCCCAAAUCUGAAUUGAUUCAUAUACUCGGGGUAGGAGUUACACGGAAGUAGUGAGGUUUGACAGAAAUCCCUCAGGGUCAUAGAGGAGAAUGAAGCUGCUAAGUAAUGCCUCUCCCCAAGUGACUCACAUACUCUUGGCGCAUGUAUCUUUAUCUUUCCCUCUUCGGUUUCUGUAGUCUUGGCAGCAUUGUGUGGCUCAAAUCAGAAUAGUGGGGUUGUUUGUUUUUUGGCUUCUUCCGUACUGUACUGAGUAAGUGACCUAUUGGAGAAGAAAGAAUCUCCGCAGCUCCUCCAUUGCACUUAGAGCUGAUUUUUGAGACUAUUUUAUAUUGGCUGAGCAUCUACAGAAUUGUCCUUGUGGAAAAGAAAUGUGCGGACCAUCUGGGUGUUUCCUCUACAUGCAAGGCUGGACCAAUAGCGUAUGGUGUGCCGAGUCUGCCUUGUGUGAUCUUCUAAUAAGUGUGCUUUUUAGCAGCCUCUUGGGACAUAGCAUUUGGCCUCUCUUCCUCCUAGCCCUGCUUUUCAUGCUAGCAAAGAGAGCGUAUACUAUGACACUGUAUGGCUGCCUGUCUUUCUUGCUUCAAUGCCUGCUGCUAUGAUGAUAAUAAACCUAGUUUUCAUGGUGGAUGAAAACUCAGGGCUUAAAGCACUCAUAUUAAGCACAGGGACUUGAUAGAAGAAGUGAAAACAGCACUUACUCACAUGUACUUAUUAGCCAGCAGAAGUGGGACCAAAUGUAUAGAGAUGUGAAUCCAUGUGCACUGGACGUUGUUUAUGUUGUAGUCCCAUUCGUGGAAAUGAUAGUUUCCGUUUUCUCUGUUUUCCCUUAUACCAUUUCUAAAACAGAAUUUAACUUUUUUAACGCACAUAUUCUCCUAGAAAGAAAACAUUCCAAUCAAAUGCAGACUAGGCAAUGCAAAAAUAAAUACAUACAUAUAUAUAGUAAAAUAAAGCACUUGUAUGACCUACAUCAUAAGCAUCGAAAUCUUCUGACACUGUAGAGUACACCAAGAUUUUGCAUUCAGAUUUCACUGUCAGCAUGUUCUGUAAAGCGCUUACCUCUCCCUUAGAUUCUUGUGGGAAAUCAUUUGAACGGUGAAUCCAUUCCAUUUUGUGAAAGGAUUGUAGUCACCAUCUCUAAAGCUCUUAUCUCUUUAACUUCUCUGGGAAAAGAUGUGUUAAGUGCAGUGAAUCCUUGAAUGGCUGACGGAGAUUUUAAACUCCUGCGUUUUAAGCCUGAUGUACCAAUCUUUAUUGUCUCCAAAACCUAUAUAUUACUGCCUACCCAUCUUUAUUUGGCAAUAGCCUGAUGAAUGAUUGCUUUUCUUCCAAAUCUAAUCCCCUUUUUUAGGAAGAUAAGCAGUCAUUUUCUGUUCCUUUGGGGCUGCCUCUUAACCUGCGUUUUCCGAUUUCUUACUAUCGACCUCCUCGGUUUUAUCAAACACUCCCCUUAUUCCCAUCUAGUUUAGUUAUCACUCUUGUAGUCUUGAUCCCUAAUCCUUCCUACUCUUUCAAACAUUAAUUUUUUAAUCCCGUUUUCCUUCUUUCUUCUUUUUAAACUACUGUACUGCGUCGAUCUUAAGUACAUUUCGCUUGGUCCAUCCGCACACGCAGCAAGUUGGUUUGGCAAGGGUUCGAACCACAAGAUGACAAGAAGCGAGUAGCAAUAAUAGAAGGGUAGGUCUUCAAGUUUAAGGGACUUGUUUUCUGCCCCAAAAGACAUUCCCCAUGCAAUAUUUCCAAAUGUCCUCACUUUCU